This is a messenger RNA of Amoebophrya sp. A120, 3791 nucleotides long. The record is from the annotation of a GenBank genome assembly. Lineage: Eukaryota; Dinophyceae; Syndiniales; Amoebophryaceae.
CUUUCAGGAGCCUAGGCUCCACGACUGAAUAUCUCGGUUGUUACGCAGUUGUAGACAGAACAAGGAACAUGACCUGACAACUUUCGGUAUUCCUCCUUCGGCUUGUCCUUGUGCGCAAUUAGUUUCUCUUCGUGCAAGAAAAAGUCCCGCAUUCGUAAUCCGAGUCACAUACUACACAUUUUGACAGGCUCCUCAUUCAACACACUCUUUUAUCAUUUUGACAUACAAUUACAAAUAGUUUUUCAAUGAAUUUCAAUUAUACCAACAUGAUCGACAUGUUUUUCUUAGCUCCGCCGGACCAAAUUGAGGCGGUUGGUAUUGGCGUGGUUGCGAUUGUGUGAGUAGCAACAUAAUUUAAAUUUUUGAAAAAUUGCUGUUUGCCAUUUUCAUUUUGGUCUUUAUUCCAAUUUCAAUUUUAUUUCCCCGUCCUGCGCAGCUCUACUACUACUAGACCUUUCUGAAUCUUCCUGCUUGUUCCUCUUGAAACCACCACCACGCUACCAGCAGCAUGGCGACGACGGGUCGGUUGAAGAAGCACAUCCACUACGGGGACAUUCCCGAGAUGGAGUUUGAUGUGAUCCAGGAGUACGAAAACGAGUACGACGAGCUUCUUCUGAAGCUCGGGUCCCGGAUCUCCCGGCUCUGCAUGGGCGGGGUCCACAGCUCCCACCGCCGCAAGGGGUUGAUGGACAAGGUGAACAAGGUGAUCGGCGAAAUCGGGCACCUGCUCUCCAAGUGGCUCCGCCGCGACAAGUCGCACAACGGCCUCGUGCGGAGUAUGGUGGCCGACAACUUUUACCGCCUAGCCCGGCUCUUCGCCGUGCUGGAGCAGCACUACUCGCUGGCGCGCCUGGCGGCGUCCCGGAUCGCCCGCGACGUCUACAUAAACGACCCCGUCGUGUUGGACUGCCGCAUUUACGCACAGGAAGUCUUGAAGGCAGUGGAGUGGAAACACAAGGACGACUUGAAUUUCAGGGAUGCGGUCAAGGGCCAACUGAAAGUACUGUUUUACGCGUCUCGAGUUUCUAAAAUUUAAAUUUACCCUCGCGAUUAAAAGUUUUUUGUACAUUUCUCCGUUUUGCCUGUGAUGUAAGUUGGUUCAAGAACAACUCCUGCCACUAGCAGAUGUGCAAGUCGUAAUUUCAUCAACAUCAACUACACUCGACUACAAACAAAAUUCAGAUUCUGAAGAAGGAGCAAGUUGAUGGCCCGGGCUCCUACGUGGAGCCGGAGAAGGUGCUAAAGAGGACCACGAUCAAGGAAAUGUCGCUUUUUCGAACGCGCGAGGAGCGGAAGAAGUCGAUUUACGUUUCGGAACGUGACAAGAAGACCAAAAGAAGCGGGGAUCCCUCGUCUAACGGGGAUUUUACGGGUGGUUCCGGGAUCGAGACGGAGGGCGCCGCACUAUUUCGGGAUCAGCACAACGCGGAGAAGGAAAAGAGAAGAAGGGAGCGCGAGAGGCUGGAGGCGGCCGCGCGGGAGGCGCAGGAGGAGCUUGACCGGGAAAAGGCGGCGGCGGAAGCGCGAUACGAGAUGCAGCUGAAGGCAGAGCAGCAAGAGAUGGACAUUUUGAACCGCGCUUCCCAGGCGCAAAAGGAGAGGUCGAGCAGGCCGUCGGCUGCAGCCGCGGCCGGUCGUAAAACCGCGGAGGACGCGCCGAAGGGGCGCAACUUCGAAGUCACGGGGGAGGGUUAUUUUUUGACGGGCCCGUCGGAGCAGAAGAAACGGAAAACGGAUAUAUCGCCCACGGCCCACAAAGGCUUUGACCCCGGGAGGCUGAUCCAGGGCGCCGAGAAGCUCCAGGGUCGCGAGGGCCGGUUGCAGCAGUUACACAACGAGCACCUGUACGGGGCACAGAUCCCGCUUUCACCCAUGGGGUUCCAGAUGCAGCAGCAGGGCGGCAACCUGGGCCUGGUCCACCGGAUGUCCCAGCUGCCGCCGCGGGUGUCCUGCCAGGCCAUGGCGCGGUUGUCCCAGCGGGAAGCCGGCGCGCAGCGCGGUGCUGGUGCAGCCACGGGCGCUGUGGAAUUUGAACCGACGGUGCGUCCCUCGGCGAUGGGUGUCCGCCCUUCCCAGGCUCCGCGGCCGUCCGCGGUUGCCGCCAUCCCGCCCAUUACCAUGAUGGCCGAGAACGGCGCGAUGGGGUGCACCACCAGUGACGGUGUGGGCAUCGGAAUCAGCGCCAAAGCGCAGGAAGUCGCAAUCGUGGACGCCGACGGGGACACGGUCCACGACCCCGAGCAGCGGGUGGACUGCCUGCAACAGGCCCUGGAAGAGACCAAUCAGCACGCCGCAGCCGUGGAGGAGCAAGCAGCCGCGGCUGCCGGCGCGCAGGGCGGACCUGCAAGUGCGAACGCCUCGGCCGCUGGAAAUGUCGCCUCGGCCGCUGGCGAUGCGUCAGGCACCUCGAGUGGUCCGGUACCCUCUCCGAUAGACGGUGCGCUGGCCUCAGCCUCCGCGUCCGCGGGGGCUUACAAUACCAGUUCCGGCGGACGGGCAGCGUACAACAACAGUUCUGCGGGAAAGGCCGCCUACACGACCAAUUCUCCCGCUCCUGGUUCCCCGAACGCCACGCCCGCGCCGACAGGCGGGGAGUGGACCAAGAACGGAUACGAUCCGGGUGCGGAUUUCAAGAACGAGAAAACGGUGCAGAAACCCGUCGCCGGGAGGCUCGACCCGUCGAGGAAACCCGGGGAGACGGGGGAGCUACUGACCCCACAGGACUGGAAAAACCAGAACAAGAAGAAUCUCGGCGGUGGGGGUAACGUCGUCAGCGCCGGCGAUGCCCCGGCAAACAUCGCGGCUGGAGCGUUUUACAAGGACGCAAAUGGCAAGUGGGUCCGAAAGCAGGCCCCGAAGCCGCAGAAAGCGGACUUCCGGGCGUUCGUACCGGGUGCAGACAAUGCGGAACCAGAGGAAAGCACUCCGGCCGCCGCCGAGGAAACGCCGGCAGCACCGGCAGAGGAAGCUGCUGCCCCACCGGCAGAAGAAGCUGCUGCUCCACCGGCAGAAGAAGCUGCAGAAGCGAGUUAGGGGAAGGUCUGCUGGAACAGGCUCGGUUCGCAAGCGCAAUUAUUGUACCUUUGUAUACUAAAAUUCCAUGUCGAAAACGAAUACCACUGCUGGCCUAGUUUACACCUUUUUUCAUCAUAAUACAUCGCAUGUGGAGCUAGAUGCUGUGGUCCCUUCGGACGUCCGCAGGUUCUACUGCAUUUUUUUGUGUAGUGUUUUUUACUUGUGUUGAGCUUCAGCUCUCUGUAACUGGAAGCUAAUCGUAUAUUUGUUUUGAAUUCUUUAUCACUUACAUCAUGUUCUGGAGCGAUACUCGCUCCUGCUAUGCUUAUUCAGAGUAGUGAAGGAAACGUUAGCGUUCAAGUUUGUGACUUUUUCGUGACUGCAGCAACAUCUACGUCGUGGUGGUAUCGUAUUCAUGUAUUGUUUAAGUAUUUCAUUUCAACUACCUUCAUCAUGGGGCAGUGCAGAUGGUAACUAGGGAAGCCACUGGUUGGUUUCAGCGUGUCGUAGAACUGGCCGAGGCGGCCGUGCUUUUACAACGAUACAUGUAGAUACUGUAUGUGCUCUCUUGCUGGUAGUUGAAUCUGUGGUUCUGCUGCAAGUUCAGGUUUAUUCGCAUCCUCUUUGGCGCUCUACCACAACCACUGAGCAUUUUGAGCGAGAGCUGUCUUCCACCCUUGAUAUGGUUCCGCUUAAUUUCAUUUCUCAUUGCCGCGAAUUUCAAUGGCCGUGGUCCGUGUCGGUCAACUAUCGCCUCACACACUAGAAUCUCCUCG